GAAAACGACCCGUGCCAAAGAACUAGGUGUGCGCGAGUGUACGAGGGUGCGGCGGGCUUCCCCACCUGGGGCCGCACCACUGUAACCGCUGCCCCGGCCGCCGCCGCUCCUUCUCGGGCCGGCCGGCGGAGAGCGCAGCGCGGCGUGGCCGGCGGCAUGGCUGUGUCUUGGAGGAACUGGUUGGCCAACGAAGGGGUUAAACACCUCUGCCUGUUUAUCUGGCUCUCCCUGAAUGUCUUGCUUUUCUGGAAAACCUUCCUGCUGUAUAACCAAGGGCCAGAGUAUCACUACCUCCAUCAGAUGUUAGGGCUAGGAUUGUGUCUAAGCAGAGCCUCCGCAUCUGUUCUUAACCUCAACUGCAGCCUUAUCCUUUUACCUGUGUGUCGGACGCUCCUGGCUUACCUUCGAGGAUCCCAGAAGGUUCCAAGCAGGAGAACCAGAAGAUUGUUGGAUAAAAGCCGAACAUUCCAUAUAACCUGUGGUGUGACUAUCUGUAUUUUUUCAGGUGUGCACGUGGCUGCCCAUCUGGUAAACGCCCUCAACUUCUCAGUGAACUUCAGCGAGGAUUUUGCUGAACUGAACGCAGCGAGAUACCGAGAUGAGGAUCCUAGAAAACUUCUCUUCACAACUGUUCCUGGGCUGACGGGUGUCGGCAUGGUGUUGGUGCUCUUCCUAAUGAUUACAGCUUCUACAUACGCAAUACGAGUUUCCAACUAUGACAUCUUCUGGUAUACUCAUAAUCUCUUCUUUGUCUUCUACAUGCUGCUGAUAUUACAUGUUUCAGGAGGGUUGCUGAAGUAUCAAGCUAAUUUAGAUACCCACCCUCCUGGCUGCGUCAAUCCUAAUGGAACCCGGUACCAGAAUGUUCACUUACCAGACCACAGCUUGGAACAUUUUCAUGACUCUUUCUCUGGAGGACUUUCAAAACCAGAUGAACUUACCAAAAACAGAUCUGUGAACAUUUGUAUGGAAGAGCCCAGAUUUCAAGCUAAUUUUCCACAGACUUGGCUUUGGAUUUCUGGACCCCUGUGCCUAUAUUGUGCUGAAAGACUUUACAGGUGUAUCCGGAGCAAUAAACCAGUUACCAUCAUCUCGGUCAUAAGUCAUCCCUCAGAUGUCAUGGAAAUCCGAAUGAUUAAAGAAAACUUUAAAGCAAGACCUGGCCAGUAUAUUAUUCUACAUUGUCCCAGUGUGUCUGCAUUAGAAAACCAUCCAUUUACCCUCACAAUGUGUCCUACUGAAACCAAAGCAACAUUUGGGGUCCACCUUAAAAUAGUAGGAGACUGGACAGAACGGUUUCGAGAUUUACUACUUCCUCCACCUAAUCAAGACUCUGAGAUUCUGCCCUUCAUUCAAUCUAGAAAGUAUCCCAAGCUCUACAUUGACGGUCCAUUUGGAAGUCCAUUUGAGGAAUCAUUGAACUACGAGGUUAGCCUCUGUGUGGCAGGAGGCAUUGGAGUAACUCCAUUUGCAUCAAUACUCAACACCCUGCUGGAUGACUGGAAACCAUACAAGCUUAGAAGACUGUAUUUUAUUUGGGUGUGCAGAGACAUCCAGUCCUUCCGUUGGUUUGCAGACUUACUCUGUAUGUUACAUAACAAGUUUUGGCAAGAGAACAGACCCGACUAUGUCAACAUCCAGUUGUACCUCAGUCAAACAGAUGGGAUACAGAAAAUAAUUGGAGAAAAAUAUCAAGCACUGAAUUCAAGACUUUUUAUUGGACGUCCUCGGUGGAAACUUCUGUUUGAUGAAAUAGCAAAAUGUAACAGAGGGAAAACGGUUGGUGUUUUCUGCUGCGGACCCAAUUCAAUUUCUAAGACUCUUCAUAAACUGAGUAACCAAAACAACCCAUAUGGGACAAGAUUUGAAUACAAUAAAGAAUCUUUCAGCUGAAAGCCUUUGAGAGGAGCCGGGACUCUGAACAAGGAAUGAGUGCAAUUUCUAAGACUUUGAAGCUCAGCUGAAUCAAGUAGCUGUACCAUGCCAAAGAGUAGCAAGUUUUUCUUAUUUAUGAUUAUUUAAAAUGGAAAAGCAGAGGAUGUGGCAAGAUGACAGGUCACAUUACAUGUUUAAUCGGGAAACCAAAGAGGCCCUGAAGAAUAGUUGCUCUGAUGAUUCACUUUCCAGUGCUCAAAUGAAAAGAAAACUAUUAGAUGCACCCUGUUGAUUUUUAUGGCAGAUUCAAGAACUCCCUAGGGAGGCACCGCACUUGCUCACUGUGAGGCUGAUAGCCUUGGUCCUCUUUAAAUUGUUUUUGGUUGAACACAUGCAAGAUUGAAUGAAAUUAAAAAUGCAUUGAAACUCAGAUUACAUUUUCUAUGUGAGUAUAAACAGAGUAGCUUUGAUUGAGGAAAGCUCCAGGCAAAUAUAGUAGAUGUUUGAAGAUACAGCACAGGACUCUGUAUUAAUACGGGUACUUUGUGUCUUCUCUUCCUCACUACUGAUGCUAAUACCUCUAUUUGAUGUCUGUGGCCUUAAUGCCAAAUGAACUUUGGUAGAUGUUGCUAGAGUAUCUAUUUUUAUAUUUUUCUUUCUUCUUUUUUCCUUUGUCUACGGAAAUCUGCCCUCCUUUGCAUACAUUAGACACGAUGAUUUAAUAGGUCUUUUUCAUCUGCAAUUUGCUAAAUCUAUUACUGUUGCAUAGUAAUGAGGAAAAUAUCACUACUGUAAAUCAUAAUGGAAUAUAUAGACUAAUAACUUUUUCUCUUGUUCAGCAUUUUGGCCUCUGUUAUUCUUAUUUACUUUCUUCCCCAACAUAGAUUGUCUUAUUUUUCACCUCUGAAGGUACUUUGUUUAAUUUGCACUUUGAGACUGAAGAGCACUGUGUGUCUCAGUGGUCACUGAGAUAUACAAUAUCUCUCUUUUGCCACACGUUGGUUUAUACUGGAGACAUGGAAAGUGCAGUGAUGUUCCUGAACACCAACAACCAAACCCUGUACUUUACUUUCUACACAAGAGGAAAUACUUCAUUAAUUAUUUGAAUUUAAGUUCAGAAUCAGGAAUAUUAUUUGUUGCACUGUCUGGUAUUCAGGGUCUUGAAGGGGAAAUUAUCGAGUUUAAAGUCACUGUUGGGACAAUACUGCAUGAUCCUAUCACUUUAUGCUCACUGGCCAUUAUAUUCUUGGCUCAGAGGAAAACAUUACCCUACAUUAAGAAUUUAGUCAUUUUUGCAGGUUAGUGAUUUUGUUUUGUAGACAUCUAUCAAUCGAUAUCAAGUAGAGCACAUUGCUGAAAUAAAUAAAAUGACUUAUCUUGCCUUUGUUAAAAUUGUGCAUGGUUUCACAGAACAUGACAGAUGUUAUCAUCAUAUUUUUGCUCUGAUUCACCAAUAGCAAUCAAGUAUGGUAAACCACCUAGCAUUGAAUGCCCCUGAACAUAUUACUUAUAGAUAUUUCUUCUUUUCCUUGGAAUUCUUUCUUCUUCCUUCUGCGGAGGGAAGACAAGUCAGAAAAAGAUAUGGGAAAUGUGCAAUGUUCCUACAGAUUUAGCUCUGAAGCCGUAUUUGAUAACCAGUACAUCUUGGCAACACUUUCUAAAUCAAAAAGAAUUUUCAUAAAAACACAGAAAGAACAAGUAAAAAGGAAUUUAAAUUAGUAGAGGCUUGAUGUGCAAUACUGACUCUUUGCCGAUCAUAGUUUAUUGAUGUGAUUAUAUUAAUAUGCCUAAUUUCAGUAAAAGAAGAUUUUUUUCAGAAAAGGAGACCUUUUUCCAGGUAGGUCUGCUAUUCUGGAUGAACAGCUUUGUCUCUUUGAAAUUCUAGUUGAUGUUCAAACAUGGAGUGUUAAAUACAAGUCAUCUCUGCUUCUGUAGGUAAUAAUAAAUUAGAUUUUCAUCAUGCGUGUAGA
Lutra lutra (Eurasian river otter) is the source of this 3845-nucleotide messenger RNA. It is a transcript of the gene NOX4, whose product is annotated as NADPH oxidase 4. Gene Ontology annotation, cellular component: NADPH oxidase complex; plasma membrane. Gene Ontology annotation, molecular function: superoxide-generating NAD(P)H oxidase activity. The transcript has 19 exons. Gene Ontology annotation, biological process: defense response; superoxide anion generation. The coding region runs from base 157 to 1893 and encodes 578 amino acids. NCBI's taxonomy places the organism in Eukaryota, Metazoa, Chordata, Mammalia, Carnivora, Mustelidae. The record is from RefSeq and is a predicted model, not a curated record.